GCUGCAAGCAUUACCAUAAAAAUUAAGAAGCUCUUAAAGAAUCAGAAUACAAUAGCAGAAGUUUUUGGACAAGUUGUGGCCAGACAUCCUCAAAAGGCUGCCUUCAUCUUUGGACAGAAAACAUGGACAUUUCAAGACGUCGAAGAUUAUUCCAACAGAGUUGCAAAUUACUUCAAAUCAGAAGGCUACAAAAAAGGAGACAAAGUGGCUCUAUUUCUGGAAUCAUGCCCAGAAUUUGUUUGUUUGUGGCUUGGGUUAUCUAAACUUGGUGUANACAGAAAACAUGGACAUUUCAAGACGUCGAAGAUUAUUCCAACAGAGUUGCAAAUUACUUCAAAUCAGAAGGCUACAAAAAAGGAGACAAAGUGGCUCUAUUUCUGGAAUCAUGCCCAGAAUUUGUUUGUUUGUGGCUUGGGUUAUCUAAACUUGGUGUAAUAACUGCCCUUAUCAACACCAACCUUAGACUUGAUUCACUGUGCCAUUGUAUAUCUACUGCAGAUGCCAGGGCAAUAUUGUAUGGAUCUGACCUAGCAGGUAAUAAUUUGCUGAAGUAAAUGCUCAUGCAGUGCUUAUCCUUAUCCUAUCCUUUGUUUUCUUAAGUUCAAACCAAGGAUAAACUGAAACCACCAUCUUAAACUUGUGCUCGUAUCAGCAGUUAUCAAAGGAGAUUGAGGCCAUUCUCAGGGAAUUUUGAGGGCAUAAUAUCGGAUUUGUUUGGAAGGGUUUAUACCACACCCCCCUUGGGGAUGUCACGCUAACGAUAGCUACAUGUACACAGUCUGAUUUAAGGUAGAUAUGUAUUGCCUAGCUGCCAAACACAGGCCUUGUUUUAUGAACACACAUUAUUUCCUGACCUUAGCAGGUUGCUAUGGGGAAAUUGCUCCUUCCCAUUCAUGGGAAAAUUGUGUGAACCUGUGAUAACAAUGAGUUAUUGGUUUCAUAAACUGUGUUCGUCAGGUCAUCCCACUGAUUAAAAAAUGCUGAGGUUUUUGGUUCAAAUUUUGUUGAAGGCCAGUAUUUUUCGCAGGCUUCUUUUUCCAGUUCCUUGAAUUGCGUCAAUCAUUUGGCAUAUGGGUAACAAAGGUGGCAAAUUAAAGAAACAAUUAGAGAACUCAAACCUCCCACCAGCGUAAUCCAGGGCCAAAUCCCAGUGCCAACUUCAUUUGUAGUUUUCUUUUAUUUGUUUUCUUUCUUGCUUUCUUCUGGACUCAGUUUUCCCCUCUUCUCAAAAAUCAACAUUUCUAAAUUUUAAUGCCAGAAGGGUUAAAAGUAGACAAAGAACCACCAAGUGGAUUAUUUUGCCACCAUUCAUUACAUAUUAUGUCCAUUUUAGGUUUGCUGUUCUGGUGAAUUUUUUUUGUUAGUAUGGAGAGUUAACAUGCUAUCAAAAUUGUAAGAUUCUAGGCUUAAGGAUUCAAGUUCACUCUUGUAUUGCAAUAGCAUCUUCAUAUGUUAGUACAUUCCUAGGAUGGUGAUACUUUAUGCCUUAGUACUGCAAUAGCUUUGUUGUACAUUAGUAUGUUCAUACGCUGGUAAUACUAAGAAAGACUACUUUAUGCUAUAAUGCUUCCCAGCAGAAUAGAUAAGAACCAUCGAACUGACUUAAAUUUUUGCACAUUUACCUUAUAAUAAUAUUUUUGUUGCAGUUGAUAUAAAACUAGCAAUAAGUACAUUGUUCAGGCUCAUUUAGUCAAAAUUGCGGUGUCUUCAAACCUACAAAUGGGCAUGGUAUAAUUGAUUAUAAUAAUGAACCAGUCUUAUAUUGUCCAGUUGCAGUGAAGGACAUUCGCAAUCGGAUGCCUGAAAAAAUGCAGUUCUACUGCUUAGGAGCUGUUUCUUCCUUGGAUGACACACCAGUCAGCUUGAUCAAAGAACUAGAAACAUUUCAACCAAAACCACCUGAUGUUAAUCCCCAAAACUCAACUACAAGUAAAGGCAAGUGUUUUUUGUAACAAGCAAAAUACCUGAUUCUUAUAUAAGAUCAACAAAAUGAUAAUGAGUAGUUCCAGAAAAUAUCCAUUCGCCCCACACUUUUGCUUUAAACCCCCCACUUCCCUGGAAAGGGGGUACUUUUCAGACCCUCCCCCCCACCCCCUGGAAUUUCCGUAAUUCUCCAACUUGGUUAGGCACCCCCUGGAAAGAAUAAUUAUGUCAAAAAUGCUGUUGCCCUAUUCUAUAAUGAGAAAGUUAAUUGUUUUUGCGAUGAAGAGAGAAAAAAUCCUUUCAUUCAUGUUAGUGCAGUGUCUAAUAAUCUCAAUUUUGCCCUGUUAAGGUUUUUUGUUAUUAAUUAAAAAUAAGUCACUGAGAAACAUGAAGGUCAAUGCCUUACACAACAAAAAUGAUGCCAUCUAUAACUUAACACCGAGUGGACUUCAAUUAUUGCUUCCUUUCAGUUAAAAACAUGUCAGAAGAAGGCUUAGAACGGGAUAACAUUAUGGUGAAUACCACAAUAUAUUGUGAAAUACUGUUACAGCUACAUAACCAGAAGUUUAUUUAAUGAGCCAGUGACAACUAUCUAUAGUAUAAGCCAUGAAAAAAAACUAUUCUGUUGAACUUUAAUAAAAUGUCAUCAAUGAAAACAACAAUUCUUGUUUUAAAAGAAGAUGUUAACAGUAAAUUAACUGAUAGCUUGCUUGACAGAGCAGCUGUUAGUUUUUGAUAACUCACCAGUCUUAGAGCCCCCUACCCGCUCAGUAAUUGCAUUGUUUUACCCCCCCCCCCUUCCCCUCGGAAUUUUCGUUGCCCUUAGUGGGGGGUAUGUAAAAUUUCUGGAACUACAUAUAAUACAUAACAAUUGUAAAGGACACGUAGGACUCAUUCCACAUAGUCAGACCUUUAUUAUGUUGCCACAAUUGGGGAAUCACUAAUGUACAUAAACAUUAAAAAACACAUGUCAAAUCUUAAAUAUCCUGUCAUGUUAAAUUUUAUUUUACUGCUACACAGCUUUUUCAGUUUACCUGUAUUUUGUGUGUUUUCAUUCAGUUGAUUUUGUGAAAAUAAAUAUGCCUUUUAUUAUUUUGUGACAAAAAUUAAUGCUUGAAAUAUUUUAUUUCCUGUUAGAUGCUUUAAUGUAUAUCUACACUUCAGGAACAACUGGAUAUCCAAAGCCUGUUGUUAUAACUCAUCAAAAGUAAGCAAUAUACACUACAUAAUAGUGACGACACGACCCCCUCUGGCUCCUCCACCACCCUUGCUGCUGAAAAAACAAUGUAAGAAAUAUAAUAGUAAUGGUUAAGGAAACCACUAGUUAAGAUCUGGAACUUUUGGCAUGGGUCUUUUAAAAACUGUAAAAAAUUCCUCAGAGCUGCAAAUUUCUUUUCUAAAGGUGUCCGUCAUCUUGGUCAUUGUGUUGUUGACAGGAGAGACUUGAGGGACAUCAAAUUUUUUAAUGCACAAAUCAGGCACUUAAAUAGAGUGUCAGUAAAACUUGAAUUUAAUACACAUUAGGAAUACGGUCGAUCCUCCGCAUGCAACCAUCUCAUGUAAGUGAAACCCUUUUACAUUACAGUAACUACAACCCCCACUAAAUGACCACCCCUCAUAAGUGACUACAACCACUUUUUCACCUGAUGGUUUUAUCAUUUCCCACUGUAUUACAACCUCUUGAAGCAACCACUUCCCCACUUUGUUCAUAUCAUGUACUACACUGCUCAGAGUAUACGAAGAACUUUCAGUGACAAAGUGGAACAAAACUUGUACGAACUUUAGAAUCGAUUUUAUUAGAAAUUGCAUGCAAUAAUUGAUCUUCCAAAAAGUAUACCUGUCUGGACCUCUUUUGGAAGAGAGAAGAGACUCCCUGUUUGUUGAUUCUUUUAAUCAACCACCUCCCAUAAUCAACUCCCUAAAUCUAGCCUUCGCAUUUUUUGCUUAGAAAACUCCAUGGAAGGGUUUAUAUGACGUUUUCUAAGCAUAACUGGGCUACGAUCUCAGAGACAAUUUGCGCCGAAAUGCUCAUUUUUGGCAAGUAGGCGUCUUGAACAUUGUUCUUUCAGAAUAUCCUGACAAAUCCCAUAAUUUCAGAAAUUUCAUUUUUAUGACGUCAUCACUUUAGUACUCUCUAAACCUCACUUUUUCUAAGCACAAUAUAUACGUGGGUGUCUUUACCGCAUCAACACAAAGAAUCCUUUGCAAACAUUUGUACGUAAAUUUUUCUUAUGAAAUAGAAAUAUGGGAUAAUUAUGUUGUGGUUCAAUUUUCUCCCUGUUUAAAUUUUAUUUUCCUUCGUUUUUGGGUAUGUCAACGGGGGAUAAUGAGUUUGAAAUAAAACAAUGUAGAACUUUAACCUCAGCCUGAGAAAACAGCUGAAAUUUUGUGACGCUACCGUUGACUCCCUGUGGAAUUAUAUUUAAGGAAAGAAGUACAGAAAUUUCUUACUGUUGAUGCAUCACUACCCAUAUCUGGGUAGUGCCUCUGGUUGAUUGAAUGACACUUUCACCACUGUGCAUGUUAUGUCAUCAGUAUGGAAUUUCUGCACUCACUCCUCAGGCAUCAUUUCACGGGUUAGCGAUAUACCAGGGCUUAAAUUGAACAUUUGAUACUUCCAGUUACUGUAAAUCAACUAGCAAAUUUACCACCAUGAAAUACUUAAAUUUUGAUGUUUGUUUUUAAAGUUUCAUCGCAGUGGGCCUCAUUGGUAUUUUUUUCCGUGUGACACCAGAAGACAUCAUAUACUGUACAUUGCCGCUAUACCACACUGCUGGUGGAGGUCUUGGAGUGGGAUCCUGUCUUGUCCAGGGAAACACAUUAGUGCUAAGACGCAAGUUUUCUGCCAGCAAGUUCUGGGAUGAUUGCGUACAAAACAAGGCAACAGUAUGUGAAGCAGUUUGUGAUUUUCCUUCUUUUGAUGAUUAACUGUCGUUACAAAUGGUUCCCAAUGAUAUAUUUUCUUUCAAUGUUCCAUCUUCAUUUUCAAGGGUGUGAGUUGUUCCUGCUGCUAAAUUGGAAUGAUUGUUAUUUAUUUUAAAAUCUAAUUAACUUUGUUUUUCCAGUCUUUCUCAACUUUGUGAGAGCAGCCUAGAAGGGUUUUCCUGUUAUCAAAUUAUGAUCUUUUCUCUUAGCUAUGUUCACACAAGCAAAUUUUCCUUUAACUUUAGUCAGUUGAAACUUGUUCGCAUAAAUUAAGGAACACUUGAGAAGGAAAUUGAUGAAAUAUUAAUUUUAUCUCCUGUUCAUACAUCAAAGGAAAAAUAGGCUUGACUUCGUAAUGCUUCUGUAUGUAGCCAACGUGCAUGGUGUUUUCUUACAAUAAAUUGCUGCUUGUAGUAGAGUGACACAUGGCUUUGAACAGCCAAUUUGAAAAAUGGUUGAAGGUUUUUAUUAGAAGCCAGUCAGUUGUAAUUUGGCCAAAUAAAAAAAAAACAAUUUUGGCUCCUUUAUGAACUAUUCACACAUCUUUUGCUUUCAGGUUAUUCAAUAUAUUGGUGAGGUAUGUCGCUAUCUUUUGGCUCAGCCUUAUUGUCCUUCAGAGAGGCAGAAUACAGUGCGUGUUGCAUUUGGCAAUGGACUGCGGCCUCAGAUAUGGAAGGAAUUUCAGUCACGCUUUAGUAUUGAGCACAUUGGGGAAUUUUUUGGUGCCACGGAAGGAAAUGUUGGUUUGUUCAAUACUGACAACACACCAGGGUCUUGUGGUUUUGUGUCAGUGAUUGUGCCAGGAUUGGUUCCUUUAAGUCUGCUCAAAGUGGAUCCCUCAUCUGGUGAAUUAAUUAGAGGUGAAAAUGGUCUGGCCAUCCCAGCGGGUCCCGGAGAACCUGGCCUGGCUGCUGGAAAGAUUUCAAAAGGUAGCUUUUCAAGUUCAUGAACCUCACUUCGAUGGGUUUCCGGUUUCUUUAACAUUGCGUUUCCUUAAAUAUGAAUAAUUCUUGCAUUUAUUCAGUUCAUUUUUGGAUAGUCUUCUCCUCAUAGCCUUGAACUCUUAUUAUAAUUCAUUUGCUAUAGUUCUGUGCUCAUGCCAAAACAACUAAGCUGCUGCACUGCAUGGUAACAAUCAUGGAUUAACUUGCAAUUAUAUACAAUCAUUGACAUCUAAGUGACUUAAAUCAAUGAUGGCAAUAUUUAACAAUUAUUCCUCGAGCCCGAAUGGGCUCUGAGUCAACAGCCUAUGAGGCCGAAGGCCAGAUAGGCUAUUGACUCAGGGGCCACAAAGGCUGAGGAAUAAUUGUUUUAGUAAAAUCCAACUAGUUGGUCAAAAGUAUCGAGACAAAACAACUUUAGCUAGCAAAACGUGAUUCAGCCACCAUUGUUUUGGUUUUCAAAGCUGGCUCUUUUCGCUACCAGUGGGCUAUAACAUAUGCCCUAGUAGUAGCUCAACCAAUCAGAAUGCAGCAUUGGUAACAGACCACUGGUUUGAUUUUACCAGAAACUCAUAACGGUUGAACAACCCCUUAUGAGUUUCUGAUUUUACUAAAUAGAUUUAGCCUAGGCUAAAGGCGAAACUCCCAUUAAUAAAUUUAUAAUUUACUUCAAACAAUAAACUUGUAUAAAUAUUGCAAAGAAAUUAAUCCACUCGGAGUUGAGCCUGCAAUCAGUUGAAAACGUGUAACUCGUCAGCGAAUGUGUUAAUAAAACACGCAACCUUAAUGGGUCAACACCUGAGCGCGCAAUACAGUCAUGUGAUACUGGUCAACAGAUAACCUGCUUUCAUAGCUGUCAGUUUACCACAACAUGGAUGUGCAAUAUCAGGUUGCAGGCUCCCACACUAGAUAGAAAGUGUGAGAUUUCACAUUGGUCGCCUUCUGGUGCAGACAAACAGAUGUACUAACAGACAUAUGGCCAUGUGACUACCAAAUGUUCUUAGCUAUGGUGCUAGUUAUGAAGAAUUAGCCUGUGGAUUAAUGCCAAUCAGAAAUGAAAUAAUAAUUUUGAAAUAAUUUUUGAAAUAUUAAUUCCAUAUACUCAUGAUAGUUAACAGCAUUUGAAAUAUUAAUAGUUUUUGAAACAUUAAUUCCAUAUACCUAUGAUAGUUAACAGCAUUUACAUGUAACAGUAACAACAUAUGACUAAAAUCACUAAACAAAUAAACUCCAUCUAGGCCCCUUACAAAAUUCCCAUGAUUAAACUCCAAUGGGGUUCAAGAUUGAAAACUGAUUGUAGUUUGGGCUGUUGAAAAAUUCAUUAUAGCUGAGAAGAAAUUUGCAAAAAUGUGAAUGAAAUAUGUAACUUGAUUCUUAUCUUUGUUGUUUCAGACACCCCAUUAAGAGAAUAUGCAAACACAAAUGAAAUGUCAAAGAAAGUCUUCUGUGAUAUUUUUCAUAAAGGUGAUGCAUAUUUUUUCUUUGGUGACCUUCUUGUCAAAGACGAAUAUGGUUAUGUUUACUUCCACGACCGCACUGGCGAUACAUUCCGCUGGAGAGGUGAGAAUGUGUCCGCUACUGAAGUGGAGACAACAAUGAGCAAGAUACUUGGUCUGCGCGAUGUUGUUGUGUAUGGAGUUCAAGUUCCAGGUACUGAAGGAAGGGCAGGAAUGGCAACUAUUGUUGAUUCAGAAAGUGACAUUGAUCUGAGCAGACUUGUCCAAGGUCUGAAUGAGCAAUUGCCGCAUUACGCUCAUCCUCGUUUCUUGAGGAUUGUUGACAGUGUUAGUGUUACAGGAACAUUUAAGUUGCAGAAAAACAAAUUGAAGGAAGAAGGUUUUGAUGUUGGGAAAGUACAGGAUAAACUGUUGUAUUAUGAUUUGAAAGAAGGGCAAUAUCAAGUUUUAGAUGAAGAGAAGUAUGCCCAAAUCAACCAAGGAAAAAUCAGAAUGUAG
Porites evermanni is the source of this 7744-nucleotide messenger RNA. The record is from the annotation of a GenBank genome assembly. NCBI's taxonomy places the organism in Eukaryota, Metazoa, Cnidaria, Anthozoa, Scleractinia, Poritidae.